This is a messenger RNA of Blepharisma stoltei, 586 nucleotides long. The record is from the annotation of a GenBank genome assembly. Lineage: Eukaryota; Ciliophora; Heterotrichea; Heterotrichida; Blepharismidae.
AUGGAUAUUCAAAUAAGAUCGAGAAAAUCAAUUAUUCUUACUGAAUAAUAAUAAGGAGUUAUUUAUACUUAUAAGGCCCUAUUUUAUAUUUAAAUUAAUAUAAUUAUUCAUUAUAUAUUAUUAUAUCAAGAAAAGAAAACAUACAGGAUUCUCUGUUGACACAGCUUCAAGAUCCUCUCUAAUUCCAGACUAUAAUAGCCUACGCGACCCCAAUUUGGUUGGAUUUUUCGCUAGUAAAUACAAGCGUAAAUUGUUAUUUGACCAAAAACUUGUAAACUUAAUAUAGAUAACCCGAAGAGGAUUUAUUAACGACAGGAUCGCUUUUCGGCCCAUUUUUGACGAAUCUUUACGUAAAUGUAACACACAAAAAAAACUUCGCUCACAAACUCCUGAUGUUAAGAAAAAAUCACCAAGGCUAAAAAAGGUAAGUCCAUCUAGAAGUAAAAGUAAAAGCAAGCUGCCUGAGCUUAAAAGAAUAUCAAGUACUGAGCUUAAAGAAGUUAUAAACAGAUUUAGAACGAGCACUACUAAUACAGUUAAGACGAGCCAAGGCGAAAACUCGUUUAUAGAAAAGGAUGUCAGUUAG